AUGGCUGACAUGCGGGAUUCCUCACGGGACGUUGCAUCGUUUCUGAGAAAGGUACGCAAGCCCCUAGGUGAGCGUCAACGACGUGAGAGGAUGAAUGCGAGCAUUGACCGUCUAAAGCUCCUUAUCGUGGACACCAUCCGACAACAGGUGUCACGAAUGACGCGUGUGGACAAGGCGGACAUCCUGGAGCUCACCGUGUUCCAUUUGACACGGCUCCAGCAUCAGCAGAGGGCCGUUCGCGUAGCAACCGCAGUCAAGGAUGAAGUCUCAUGCACAACUCCCUAUCAGACCAGUUUCCGGGAAUGCGCACGGGAUGCGGUUACAUACAUAGCUGUAAACGGCGCGUUUGAUCCGGUAGUUACGACUAGUGUGAGCGGACAUUUGAGGAGCGUCUAUGCGCAGAAGCAGAAUAGCAUUCAGGCUGCUGGAGGAGGGAUUGAGGAAGAUGAGAAUCGUAAUCCACAGAUAGAAAAUCAAGAUCCUUAUACAUUUAGUCAUGAAGGCCAUUACCCAAAGGCCGUUUUCAUGUCAACGCCGAGAAGAUCGGACGAACGCCUUCAGUGGAUUGACGAAUCAAAUCACAAUACCUUCUAUGGGAACUCAAGAUUGCUUGCCGAUCUCGCAGAUGACAAAAGGCCACGAUGA
Messenger RNA from Mya arenaria, 645 nucleotides. Its product is annotated as transcription factor HES-1-like. Bases 1 to 645 code for a protein of 214 amino acids. The transcript has 3 exons. Gene Ontology annotation, molecular function: protein dimerization activity; DNA-binding transcription factor activity, RNA polymerase II-specific; RNA polymerase II cis-regulatory region sequence-specific DNA binding. Gene Ontology annotation, biological process: regulation of neurogenesis; anterior/posterior pattern specification; regulation of transcription by RNA polymerase II. The record is from RefSeq and is a predicted model, not a curated record. Gene Ontology annotation, cellular component: nucleus. Lineage: Eukaryota; Metazoa; Mollusca; Bivalvia; Myida; Myidae.